ACUGCUUCGCACUCGUUCCACCACCUUUCAGAAGUUUCCAUCACCUUCCAGACUCCCCGCCCUCCCUCCUCCUCGCCAUCGCAUCCCCACCAAAGCAUUCCACAAAAUUCAACAAGCAAUCCAACCCGAGGAGAUCGAUCGAACGAGAAUGGCGGGCAUAGUGUUCGGCUUGGAGAACCCGAUGAUGACCGCCCUGCAGCACCUGCUGGACAUCCCGGACGGCGAGGCCGGCAACACCGCCGGCGGCGAGAAGCAGGGCCCGACGCGCGCCUACGUCCGGGACGCGCGCGCCAUGGCGGCCACCCCCGCCGACGUGAAGGAGCUGCCGGGCGCGUACGCGUUCGUGGUGGACAUGCCGGGGCUCGGGUCCGGCGACAUCCAGGUGCAAGUGGAGGACGAGCGGGUGCUGGUCAUUAGCGGCGAGCGGCGGAGGGAGGAGAAGGAGGACGCCAAGUACCUGCGGAUGGAGCGCCGCAUGGGCGAGCUGAUGCGCAAGUUCGUGCUGCCAGAGAAUGCUGACAUGGAGAAGAUCUCCGCCGUGUGCCACGACGGCGUGCUCACCGUCUCCGUCGAGAAGGUGCCGCCGCCCGAGCCCAAGAAGCCCAAGACCAUCCAGGUCCAGGUCGCCUGAGAUGCAUCGUGUGCGCGUCGAAUCGAAUCAGAGACGAGAGUGAGUGGGUAGUGAGUUCUCUGUAUGAGUGAUGGGAGUAUGGUUAUCUGAGAGAGGGUGUGGACUGUCUGUUCGUGCGUACUGAUGGUUGUUUGAUGCUUCGUUAAUGGAAGUGCAGAUGUUCUCCUGCUUUGCCUGAAUAAAACAUGCGAAUCUUGAAGUUU
Messenger RNA from Triticum aestivum (bread wheat), 834 nucleotides. Its product is annotated as 17.5 kDa class II heat shock protein-like. The transcript has a single exon. Bases 149 to 631 code for a protein of 160 amino acids. The record is from RefSeq and is a predicted model, not a curated record. Lineage: Eukaryota; Viridiplantae; Streptophyta; Magnoliopsida; Poales; Poaceae.